This is a messenger RNA of Chara braunii, 1942 nucleotides long. Lineage: Eukaryota; Viridiplantae; Streptophyta; Charophyceae; Charales; Characeae. The record is from the annotation of a GenBank genome assembly.
CGUAGAGGAGAUGGGCCUUGUUUUUUUUACAUGCUCUCCCCUCGCCGGACGGAUCAGCCGCGUCACCGCCGGACCCACGCAUUACUCACCUCUUGGACGAGUAUGGAGACGUCUUCGAGGCUCCCACCAGAACGGUUCCGGAUCGGCCCAUACGUCACGGGAUUACACUCGAGGCGGACGCCGUCCCUCCGCGUGGAUGCAUUUGCCGCAUGAGCGAAGAGGAACUCGAGGUGCUUCGCGCACAACUCGAUGACCUUCUCGACAAGGGCUGGAUUCGCCCUAGUUGUUUGCCAUACGGUGCACCAGUUAUCUUCGUCCGGAAGAAGAACAAGGACCUACAUCUGUGCAUCGACUAUAGAAAACUUAAUGCACAAACCGUAAAGAACGUCAGCCCUCUCCCCAGGAUUGAUGAUCUCCUCGAGCAGUUGGGCGGCGCGACGUACUUCUCGAAGUUGGACUUGAAGUCGGGUUACCACCAGAUUGAAAUCCAACCUCAAGAUCGGUACAAAAACACUUUCAAAACGUGGUAUGGGCAUUUUGAGUGGGUCGUGAUGCCAUUUGGACUCACCAAUGCCCCGACAACUUUCCAAGCAGCCAUGACAAUGGAGUUCCAAAACUUGCUCGAUCGUUCCGUCCUCAUCUACCUCGAUGAUAUCUUGGUCUAUAGUAGGACGCUUAACGAGCACUUCCUACACCUUCGUGUGGUGUUGGAUCGUUUGCGAGCAGCCAAGUACAAAGCAAACCGCGACAAGUGCGAAUUCGCCAAACAAGAGUUUGAGUACUUAGGCCAUUAUGUGACGCCGAAAGGCAUUCAUCCCUUAGCGGACAAGAUCCAAGCCAUCGUGGAUUGGCCGGAACUUCGUUGCACGACGGACGUACGCUCUUUCAUGGGUUUGGCUGGAUACUAUCAGCGCUUCGUCGAGUCCUACUCCAAAGUGGCAGCUCCUUUGUCGAGACUUCAGUCCCCAAAGGUACCAUUCGAGUUCGACGACGCAGCUCAUGGCGCGUUCAAUACGUUGAAGGCGACGAUGCAAGACGCACCGGCCCUCCGUAUCUAUGAUCCCACCCUACCCACCCAAGUGACUACGGAUGCUUCCGGGGAGGUGGAAGAUGAGGAUUGGGUGGAAAAAUUAGGGUUUCAUACCGAACUGCCAGCAGAGACAGACGCUGAAAGGGAAGCUUUCAUAGGUAAGCUGGCGUCAUGUGCAAAUAAGGAGGGACAUAAUCUUGUGCUGGAGGAGAAGCGAAGUGAACUCCACAAUCGUUUGCUUGCCCAAAAGAGGAAAGAAUAUGAUGAAAAGAAGAGGUUGAAGGAAGAAGGAGAGAGGCUUCAAAAGGCACUAAGGGAACAGAAGGGCCAAAAAGUGGACGUGAAGGAUACUCUUACUCUCCUGACAGAUACUUUACUGCACACCACCCUUGAGCUCAAUGCACUACACAAGAAUGCGGGGAAGAUUGAGCAGCACCAAGAAGAGUUCCAUAGCACAUGGAACAAUUUCCUCAACGCUUUGUCUCACCGGAUAGAUAAACGGAUAUUGGACUACGUUCACCAACUAGAUGAGCUCUUCACCCAUAAGAUGGCGAACACUAUUGCUGCAGGUAAGGUAGAUGGCGGUGGUGGGGCUGGAGAUGGUGGCGACGAUGGGGAUGAUGACAAGAAAGGGAAAGGUCCCAGGAAGGAUGAUAGAAAAAAAGAGGGAGACAAGUCUGAGGGUGGAGAACGAAGGGAGAAGAUAAAGGUUAACGUCCCUCGAACAUAUUGGGAAGAGGUAGGAGUGCAUUUUGCAUUGGGAGGCAGCAAUGGACACAUACCUGUAGGCGCAACUGAUUCCAUAUUGGGACCGCGUACUAAUGGCAAGUUCGUGUCUAGAGGGAGACACAGCUAGUUUCGCGAUUUCGCUAGUGAAGGAGGUCGGAUGCACCUCGAUGGUGCAAUACUCAC